AUGGAUACGAUCAUGGAAAUUCCACCGGAGAGCUCAUUUGAAGUGCUAAAUUCACAACCAAGUGAGAAGGACCCCAAGCCAGAUCUAAUUGGUGGCCCACGUCCUCCGGUUUACAUUGUCAAUCUCGACCUCCCUCCCCGCCAAAGAUACCAAGAGAUAGGAAAAGACUUCAAAGACCAAUUCCUCGAAUUAACCCCUCUCUUUGACAGCAUACUCGCCACCCUUCCGUAUAACAAAUUAAUAUCCUUCAUUGCUCGAGUCAUCCUUCGUCGGGUUCACAACUCUGAAGAACAAGAUGAAAUCAAAGGACUGGUGGAUGUUACUGGCAUUCCGUUGUUCCUCAUGAUUGCAUUUAACAGCUUUUUGGAUACCUUCAUGGGCUGUACGUCUGGUGCAGUACGGUUAGCGGAGAAUCCACAUGCCACUGAGCCUUCGAGCGAAGAUAGAGACAAGAUGGUUCAUUUUCGGACUUUGGACUGGAGUAUGGAUGAGCUACGGGAUUUUAUCAUUCAGAUCGAUUAUCAAAAGGAGGGGAAGACGAUUGCGCAUGCGAUUACGUAUGCUGGAUUUGUAGGCGUACUAACUGGAGUUCGGAAGGAUUUGAGUGUAUCCUUAAACUUUCGACCUACAGCAGAUGAGGAUACCCCGCGUGCAAAAGUCGCUUAUCAUAAGCUGCUAGUUCUGCUCGGGUUCCGCCCAUCUGUAUCCUCACAACUUAGAUCAUUUCUCCUCCCGAGAGGUAAAAAAAAUCCGCCAACAUUUGAAGAAAUUCUACAGGAGUUCGCGAAGACACCAUGCACCCCUGCUUAUGUAACCUUGUGUAAUGGUUCGCAAGCGGUGUUCAUAGAAAAAGAUAUCCGCCGUGCAAAAAUGAACAUUUCAGAGGAUUUCAUAUCCGGUACAAAUCAUGAUACCCACACUGAAGCUUGGAAACCUGAAGAUUACAAAGGAUUCGCUCUACGGACUGAUGCAGAUGCAGUCGGAAUGGCCCUUGAACUUCUCGAAGAUAGUCAACAUCGCAAAACCUGCAUAACUAGGUUAUACGAACAUACUAGUCGUCCUAUUCCUAAGACGUUCCGGAGGCGGGGCCGCAGGAAGGCCGAAGGAGGUAUUGGUAUGAGUAAUGUGGUUACGUGGUGCCAGACUUGGCCGAUAACAAACGAGUGUACACAUUUCUCUUGUGUGAUGGAUCCAAAGGAAGGAGAGAUCAGUUGGGUUAAGUAUCAUCCGGAGCCACCGGAGUCCGGGGACUAG
This is a messenger RNA of Orbilia oligospora ATCC 24927, 1254 nucleotides long. RefSeq lists its product as uncharacterized. The record is from RefSeq and is a predicted model, not a curated record. The coding region runs from base 1 to 1254 and encodes 417 amino acids. The transcript is spliced from 2 exons. NCBI's taxonomy places the organism in Eukaryota, Fungi, Ascomycota, Orbiliomycetes, Orbiliales, Orbiliaceae. Gene Ontology annotation, molecular function: hydrolase activity, acting on carbon-nitrogen (but not peptide) bonds.